Messenger RNA from Oikopleura dioica, 2898 nucleotides. The record is from the annotation of a GenBank genome assembly. NCBI's taxonomy places the organism in Eukaryota, Metazoa, Chordata, Appendicularia, Copelata, Oikopleuridae.
AUGCUACAGGAAAAGCUAAAGCUCUCUGAAAAAACUUCCGUUACUCCAACAGAAAAACUCUCGGUCAAACUCAACUUUCUCCGAAAACCACUUCCAGUCAACCAAAUCAACAUCACUGAAGAAAUGAUAAAAGUCCUCAAAUCUGAUUUGGAGUCAAAAGCUUCUGCGAAACUCUUUAGCUCUGGCGUUUCUUUUCGAAAACUGGCAAAUGUCGUUUCUUCUGGCGCUAGAAUGUCGCAUCUAAAUCGAAUUCUGAAAAGUAAGGAUUUCGGGGCGGAGUAUGCGAAGAAGAUGCUGAAAAGAACUAAAUGUCUUUCGAAAGACGUGACUUUGGCGGCGAAAGUGAUGAUUGGAAAAGGCUUCUUCGAGCAAGUCAAAAACAUCGACGACCCGGUUUUCCUCGGUCAAGCGAUUCUAGCGCUACGAAAAGAAACUUUUGCAACAGCUUUGGAUUCUCGAUCGACCCCAGCGCUGACCGAAGUUCUUUUCCGCGGCCCUUUGAUGACUAAGCUUUUCGAAAUUCUUGUCGAUUCUGGGGGAGAAAUGCGAAAAUCAUUGGAACUCAUCAAAAUCAUCCCAUUUGACCUUGCGAGAAAAUUGGUGAAGGCUUCGAAAAUCUUCUCGAACAAGUUGCCAGAAACAGCUGUGAAACGAUCAACCGAGAAUGUCGAGUUCAGGGAGAAUUUUUUUGAUUUUAUGACUUUGAUCAAGGAAGAAUACAUCACCCCUUCAUUGCUUUCCAACCUCAAUUUCAUCCUCUCCAGCUUGAUUUCGGGCAAAACGAUGGCUCGACUUUUGGACGUUGGAUUGAACAUUUCCGAAGCAACUCAUGAUCCACGAUAUCUUUACGCAGUGAAUAUUCUUCUGAAAAACUCGAUUUCGCCCGAAGAAACCAUCAUUCUGAUGGAAGCAAAAGAAACGCUAAAUCGGCUCAUUUCCGCGGACGAAAAACUCAUCGCUUCGAUCCACCAGCUUCUUUAUGAUCAAUCUCUUACCGCUUCCGAAGUCAGUAUGUUUCUCAAGAAUUCAGACGAGCGCUGCCGUUUACGAGAAGUCCUCGUUGAUUCCACUUCCCAAUCGACCCUGGCGAAGCUUCUUCAAAACGGGUUAUCUCCCUCGAUCAUUGGCAAAUUCAUGUCUGAAACAUCCCUCUCAAUUUCGGAAAAAGGCAAUUCGCCCAGCGACCUGAUCGAAAUCGUCAACAACCCGCUUCCAAUUUUCAACCUUCUUGAUGACAAAGAAUCGUUCGAUUUUGAAGAUGAAUCGGGCGCUGAAAAGCCUCUUCUUCAUCCGACCUUCUUCUCGCCGUUGAUUUACUUCAAACUCGAGCCGGAAAAGAGCUUUUUCACAACGCUUGAAAACGCGUUUCGUAUUUUUGUUCCGCUGAACUCGGUUUCAGAGAAGAGUUACUUGACAAUAAGCUGUCCUCGCGCUGGAAAAAUCAACUGGCAGAACGACUCGAUCCCCCUUAUCUCCCCUCCUUUAUUCAUCAAUAUCUCCAAGUCAAACCAUUUCUCCUCCUCCCGAAAAAUCACUGUUCUCUACCCAAUCAGUCGAAAAAGCAACACGGAUUUCCACCGCCCUCAGUUUUUCCGAAUCGACGCAAAUUCAAAUGUAAAACUUGACACAACCAUUCUCACGGGGCGACAAACAAAGCCGAAUUCUUCCGACGUUGGGGAGGGAAACAAGCAGCUUUUCUGCGCGACUGAUGUUGAGCCUGGCUGGACGGUUGUUCUAGCGCUUAUUCCGCACAUCAAUCAUUCCUUGUUCUUGACUGGGAAGGAGAAAGCAGCGCUGACGAAAGAAGUGUCGCUGACUGUAGCGCCGGAGCUGACAGAAGACAAGCCGCUAGAACUCGUCUCCAAACUCAUCCCCCUCCCUCUCGAAAGCACCCUCAAGCACUUGAAGAAAAACCACCAUUUGGACUUGAAAUGGAUCAGUCCAAUCAUCCAAUUCACAAACGCUCGAAGAAUCGCGUUCCCGAUUUCUCUCGAAUUCAAGAAAUCAACAACGAGAGCGUCGAAAAUCAACGUUCUUCAGAAAAUUCCAAACGGAGCGGACUGGGCUCAGCAGGAGGCGAAAAUUCAGAGAAGUGAUGAGAGAUUUAUUGUUCAAACAAAAACGAUUUCGCAUUUGAUGAUAGUAGUUGCGAGUAUGGAGCUGGAAAAGACGAUUCUAGAGGGCGUCCCAAGCUUGGUUCUUGGCUUCUCGCAGACGCAAAAUGUCGGAUUUGAAAUCUUUCAGAAGAAAAACCAGAAUAACAUCCUCAAGCUCAAAUACUCCACCUCCGAUUCUUCCGACUCCUCCGACUCCUGGAAAACGCUUGGCAAGACAAAAACACGCAUCAAGAACAACUCCAAAUUCAAUCUUCUCGCCGGCAAAUUUACUUUUUCUUCCGCCGCCGCUCUUUCUCAGCAAGUUUUUGCAUCAAUUUAUCCUUCGGUUGAAGAGACAUUUAUGAUCCCAAAGCCGAUGAUCGAAAAAUUGCAAAUAAAACUUGGCUCGAUGCAGUUAAAAGUUGGCAACGAGAUUCUGAACGUGGAUGUUUCUGUUGCGGAAAAUGAAGAAGAAGAAGCGAUUGUUCAUCCGGAAAGCCUGAUAAUUUAUUUUACCGAGAAAAUUUCAAGCUUGAUUCCGAGUUUUUACGCUUCAAGACUUGCUGAAUAUCUCGAUAUUUCAAGAGCCGAGGCUGAGUUUUACUUGGAACGAAAUGAUCAUGAAAAUCGAGCUGCGAAAAUGAUCGUCUCUUCCUUUUUGAAAACAUGCAAAAUGGAUGAAGCUUUUGAAAAACUUGAAAUUGCGCUUGUAAAAUUACAGCUUCAUCAACUUGCGCAAAUGGUUCAUGAAGAUCGUCUUCACGCGAAUUGGACGAAGAUGAGCACGACCAGUCUUUUCUGA